AUGCUAAAACGUCUGCUGCGAUUGCAAGUAGCGAGAAAAGAAGAAGCUGAAGCCUCGGAGCACAAGGUGCGCAAAAUUGUUGCGAUGUCGAAGGGUGGAUCCAUCUCGCCGACAGAGGAAGCUCAAGUCUAUGUCAUCUGA
Peronospora matthiolae is the source of this 141-nucleotide messenger RNA. NCBI's taxonomy places the organism in Eukaryota, Oomycota, Peronosporomycetes, Peronosporales, Peronosporaceae. The record is from the annotation of a GenBank genome assembly.